Messenger RNA from Cuscuta epithymum, 813 nucleotides. The record is from the annotation of a GenBank genome assembly. Lineage: Eukaryota; Viridiplantae; Streptophyta; Magnoliopsida; Solanales; Convolvulaceae.
CUAAAACAAUCCUCUAUCAAAAAUUCACCCAAAUCUGUGCUAAAUAAAUACACCAUAUAUUAAAAAAAAAAAACAAAUACACCAUAUAUAUUUUUCUUCGACAGAAUACUCCCAGGCCAGAAGUUUAAGGCUUUAAUUUUCAAAUUAAAGUUACAAAAAGUCCAACCAGUUGGAACUUGGAGGCCUCAUCUCAUCUCAAUGUUUACCCAGAAGAAUCAUAACCAUGUUUUGGGGCAAGAACUCCAAGAAGAUCAUAAACAUGAUAUUCCAGCAUACAAAGAAGUUGUGGCAAAGAGCAAAGAUUUUCUCAUGACAAAUUUUCCAGAUAUUUAUGAUGAGUCCUUACAUGUCCUUGAAAAGCUUGAGGAGAUGAAAAGGCAAAGAAAGGAAAGGAAAAGUCGGGUUGUGCAACGAAGUUUGAGUCUCGGCUCACCCCGAAAGUUUAAGCUUCAAAGAUUUAGAGUAAAGACUCCAAAUGUAAUUCUCGUGACUCGACCGGAGGGUCAAGGUGGUCAAUUUAGCAACCAAACUAAUGGUUCCAAAGACCUUAGUUGAUCUUAAUCAUUAUUUUGGAAAUUAAUAAGUUGCAUAAACUGUACAAUUAUAUUAUAAGUUGUAUAUGUGAACAUUACAUUAUUACCUUCUCUAGUGAGUAGUGAUUUAAUUUUAUUCCAUAUUGUUUCUCGUUUAGCUUUUUUCGGUUUAUCAGAAAUUCGUAAUUGUUAGUCGCUUACCUAGCUCUUUUUUUUUUUGCAUCAAUGUCACUGGGACAACCGGAGAUAUAAUUGAAAUAUGAUGUUUACUUAUUUACAA